AUGAAGAACAUCAGCAACACGAGGGUAACUGGGACUCUCUUUCCUGUUUACUUCGUUCCAGAGUGAAUUAAAAGGGAUGUCGAGGAGGGUGAGGGUGUUUCGUUUGUUUGUUUUGUUUUUUGGAGGGGCUUGGCUUGGGGACGAAUUCAAGCCCCGACCCUGGGACUGUGAGAAAAUCAAAAGCAUUUUUGCGCCUAAGUGCGCGCGCCCCUCGGAAGCGGAGAGAGGUCAGCCCGGCAGUCCCUUGGCUUUUGCUUUCGCCAGCUUUGCUCGGCGGUGGAAGGACUGCGAAAGAGCAGCAGAGCAGCCAGCAGGUGUGAAAGAGACAGAGAGCGCACACCUUUGGGCUUUGCAAUUUCGCGCACAAACACGCACGUGCCCACGCACGCAAAUAUUUUGUCAACCUCCCUCAGUGAUGACACCGCCCCCCCCCCGCCCUACGCCUCUGGCCCCUCCGCCCCCCACAUUUCCACCCCUUCUCUAGCAGCUUAUAUAAAUCUGAAAGCUGUGCAAGGCUGCCGACAGAGGGGUUCCGAAAUUGAAAGGAUAGGGAGCAAAAGUUGCUCGCUCGCGUUUUCGAGCGGACAGACGUCAGGGAAUCCGGUGAGAGCCUUUUGCAAAAAUCCCCCUCGUCGGGACCCGCUUCGUUCCUCUUCCUCGCUCCCCUUGAAAGCUACCGUCCUCCCCGUCCUCGGCAUCUCUUACUCUGCAACGAAGUAAACAGGAAAGAGAGUCCCCGUUGCCCUCGUGUUGCUGCUUUCUGCCAACGCGUAGGGGAAAGCUGCAAAUGGGGCUUUUUUGCGCAGGAAAAAGCUGUUUCCAGAGGCGCUUUUGCUGCGGGCGAACGGGAGGGGCGCGCGAAGGCGCGCAAGGCAACGCAGCCGCGGAAGGUCGCGGUCCCUCCGGACUCUCCUCGGUGGAGGCGGCCCGCCUUCUUCUCCACAGCUAGCAGGGCUUGAAAUCGUCCCCCAGCCAACCCCCCCCCCAAAAAAACCCCCCACCAAAGCUAAAAUAAAUGGUUUGAGAAAAUUAGCUUCAUACUUCUAUUUUAAACAAUCAGUUUGUUGGCACCUACUGCCUUAGACAUUCAUCUGACAAUGACAGAAUCACAUCCACAACUGCACUCUCUAAGGGUCCCUAGUUUUUAAAUUGACUGCAUCUAUUUCUGCUUUUUGUACACUAAGCCACUCAUUUAUAUCUGUUAUCGUGCAUUACACUCUUUUUCACUUUCUCCUGCUAGAAUCCCAACUCAGACAUACAGAACUGUUGGUCAGACAUCUGCUCAGUGGACUUUCGUUAUGAAAAACAAGUCAUCACAGGCAUUAAUUAUCCCCGUUAACCUUGGCUCCAUUCAGAUGUCACCCUAAAUCCUAGUUUACCAGGGCUUGCCAGUGUGGCUGCAGGUGCUAGCAUGCCCACUGGUACCACCUCUGGUGCCCGUGUAAGGUCUUGAUAAAUAUCCAUGAUGCAUGAGACAUUUGCCCUUCCUCCUCAGUUCUUGUUUGCAUUGGCUCAGCGUCGCUACGUUGUACCUACAUUUGGUGACUGGUGCCCAUGGCACUUUCUCAGAUCCCGAAGGUACCCACUGGCGCCAAACCCUUGACCUAUCACUUGCAUAAUAAAGAUUAAAUGCUAUGUGUAGGUUUCAGUGUUCCGUACGAUUCAUUAUAUGUUUGAAAGAUGACGUUUAACGCCUUCCUUUUCCUUAACUUUGUUGUAGGUGCCGCCAUUCCUAGAGACAUGGCUCCUAUGUAUGUUGCUCCUAUGUAUAACACAGGCAACAUAUCUGGCUAUGAAGGCACAACCGCUGCAGGCAAGUACAAAUACAAGCGAUGUAAGGCCUUGUCAGCAUCUCACACCUGCGCUCCGAGAUCUGCACUGGUUGCUGUUCCGCUACCUGGCCAAGUUCAAGUGUUGCUAUUAGUAUAUAAAGCCCUUAAAAUUUGGGACAUAGCUGUCAACAUUUCCCUUUUCUUAAGGGAAAUUCCCUUAUUCUGAAUAGGAUUCCUCACAAGAAAAGGGAAAAGUUGACAGCUAUGAUUUGGGACCAGUUUACCCACGUGUGCCCACUGUAUGAAUGUUCCAAUCCAUUAUUGCCAAGGAGAACUUUCUUUUAGCAUGUUGCUCGUGAGACCUGAGAACAUUCACAAUUGCUUAUCCUGCUGUUCUUACCCAAACACCAUUUCUUUACAGGAGGAAAACAUUGCCCACCUCCACCUAACUUGAUUCCUAGACAUGGAAAUGGGCAACAGCCGCCCCAGAGAACGUGGAAGUAAGUGGAUACUGUUAUGCAUUCUGUUGUGGACCUCCUUCUCAGGGUCACAUGACAGUGGUGUGGGUGGGGCCAGAGGCAAAAAUGGACCAAGCAGGGCAGAUUUCACCUUUGUUUGGUAGGCUAGUUUCCACAGACACUCACGCAUCUCUCCCCAGCCUCCAUUCAGAAAUUCACGAGGUGUUUUCAGACUUCAAAGACAUAUUCUAACCAGGCCUGGGGAGAGUUGUGAGGGCCAGAAAAAAGAGAUAUGGUGUGCAUAUUUGGUUCUUGACCCUGAGGUCCCGGACCCCCAGACAUAGAGGACCAUGGGAAGUUUGGGUGGUCAAUUUUGCUUAUCCCUCCUUUUGGUCCUUUCCUACAGCGUUCCUGCCAUUACUGAAGAUGAAGCCAAAGAAGCUUUUAUCCAGUACGCUUCCAGCAAGUGCUGCUACAGCACAGACCCAGCCAAAGAGAUGGUGUUUAAUGACCUACAGUUAUUCAAUACCUACAGAGUAAGCAGUAUAUAUUGGUAAUAGUAUAGCUAUGCAGGAGCAGCUGGUAUGGUGGAGGCAGAGGCAUUGUCAAUCCAACACACCUGCCCCAACCACACCACCACCUUGCCCCAGUGCCAUCCAGGUAAGCGGCAGUGACGCUGGUGUUGGGAAGGUGGUUCUGCGCUUCUUCCCAACUACAGCACACCAGCCACUGCCGCUGCCAUUUAUUUAUUUUGAUUACUAUGUUUAUAUUCUUAAUGGUUAGCUGCCUUGAGUGUGGAAGGUCCUUUCAAAGAAUCAACAAACAAGAAAUGGUAUCAUUCAUUCCUAACCCCAGAUCUUACUGUGCUGUCUGCAGUGACGUAGCUAAGUGUGUAUGUGAAAAUUAGGGAUACUUCAUAAAGGGCAUUUAACUACCAAUGCAAACUGAUGGCAGUGCCCCUUUUGCCUAAAUUAUGAGGUGCCCACUUGGACCGAGGAAGUAAUAGAGCGCUUGAAGUUAUUCCGUGGUGCUGUUGUGCAGCAGAAGGUUGUGUUUGUUUAAGGCACAUAAAGGAAAAAUAAUAAAGAGAAAGAAUUUUGCAAAUUGAAUUUUCCCUUUGGCCACUGCAUGGGUCACUACUUCAACCAGAGUUGGGCGACCUGUUGUCCUCGAGAUGUUGAUGGACUCCAGCUUCCAUCCAUCAUCUUUGACCAUCAGCUGUGUUGGCUGGAGCUGAAUAGGAAUUCAGAAACACCUGGAGGGCUGCAAGUUCCUCAUCCCUGGCCUAACCUGUCUGAAAAGACAGAAAUUUUACAGAGUUCACUAGGCAUGGAAUCAAGUCCUUUCUCCAGAGUCACAUCGGAGCUGGCAGGUGAUUCUGAAGGAUAACUCACAUUUCUGGUUCUUUUUGGGAUUGUUACCUUCAUGAAUGUUUCUGAACUUUUUAAUCUAGUACCAACAUCGCUGGAUAUCUUGCCCAUCUCAAAGCAAUGCUUUUGCUAGCAUGAACAUUUCUAUGCAUUAACAUUUCUAUGCACUGUUCAAAAUUGAUACACAUUUAUGGAUUUAUUUUCAUUAGCUUUCGCCACUUACUUUUUCAGUACCGGCUGUUCUUUUAUAUUAGCAUGAACACUUGUAGGUGGGGACAUUCUAUUUUUUAGUAUAUAUAACCAUUUUGAAUUGAUGCAUAAGAGAUGCAUUUUACUUGUUCUGUUUUGUAGUCUUCUGGCGGUUGCUUUGUGUUGCUUCCCUGCAUAUUUGCCCUAAGCCAAUUUUAAAAGUCUGCUGACUAUUUCUUAAUUGGCAGUGAAGUGUUUAAUUCUUGAAAGUUGUUUCUUAGUAUAAACUGGAGACCUUCACUGAAUCAAGAUUCUCUGAAUAUAAGGCGGAACCUUAUGGGGGUAAGUGCUGCUAUGCUAGUCUACAAUCCAGCCCAACUUAG
This is a messenger RNA of Podarcis lilfordi (Lilford's wall lizard), 4172 nucleotides long. The record is from the annotation of a GenBank genome assembly. NCBI's taxonomy places the organism in Eukaryota, Metazoa, Chordata, Lepidosauria, Squamata, Lacertidae.